This is a messenger RNA of Acipenser ruthenus (sterlet), 1185 nucleotides long. RefSeq names its product glutaredoxin domain-containing cysteine-rich protein 2-like. The record is from RefSeq and is a predicted model, not a curated record. The transcript has 3 exons. The coding region runs from base 53 to 817 and encodes 254 amino acids. Lineage: Eukaryota; Metazoa; Chordata; Actinopteri; Acipenseriformes; Acipenseridae. Gene Ontology annotation, biological process: sensory perception of sound.
AAAAGACAGCAGAGUUUCAUACAGGACCGCAGUAUCGAACACUCGCUUUAUUAUGGAGGAACUUCAAAGGAAACUUAGUCAGAGAUAUGAAGACAAGCCAAAGAAAGUAAGAUUCAAAAUAUCUUCUUCUUACAGUGGCAGAGUUUUGAAACAAGUCUAUGAAGAUGGGCAGGAGUUGGAGAGUCCAGAGGUGGCAUAUCCACACAGUUUUAUACAUGGGAAAUUUCCCAAGCAUAUGGAGGGUGAACUGAUGUGUAAUUUUGCAGAGCUACAGGAUCAAGGAUUUUAUUCACCAACCACCUUAACAGCCCAGAGAAUCAAUGUUUUCAGAGAUGGGAAUAAGUACCAUCUUGCUGGAGGAUCAUCUCUAUUCAAUGACUUCACCCCAGCGGAUUCUAAACCUUCCCCUGUUUUAGACUUUGGCAAGAUAAUCAUCUAUACCAGCAAUCUGAGAAUAAUCAGAACUUCUCAGGGGAAGAAGGAAUUAGCAAACAGGUUUAUUCACAACCGGGACGGAAGUGAUGGUUACUCCAUAACACCUGCAGGGGAGAACGGAGCGCAGAACCCCACCCAGCGGGAGCCUGCAGAGGAUCAGAACGCAAAACCUGCAAACGCUCUGGAGGGGGUCUCAGAGUCUGGCUGUCUGCAGUGUGGAGGAUCUGGCUGUGCCCCCUGCUCGCUGUGCCAUGGAAGCAAACUGUCGAUGCUAGCCAACCGCUUCAAGGAGUCAAUUAGGGCUUUACGCUGUCCUGCCUGCAAUGCAAAUGGCUUGCAGCCCUGCCAGGCCUGUACACACAGCAACAGCAACAGCAUCUGACUCAGACCAUACAUUCCAUUGGGAAAUGCUUUGCUAAUAUCUGAAAACCAAACAAAAUCCUCUGGUUAGGAGUGUCCCGUGGAGAAAAGGUAUCAAAUGAAUAAAGAUCAUGGCAAAUAAAAGACGAAGCUAGCUGUCUGCUUGCUGUCAGUUUAAUAAAAUGUCUGUCUUGAGUAAUGAGGCAUGUCUUGCCAUGCAUGACACACAACCCACUGAAGGCUAAAGACUUAAGAACCAAUAAAAAUAACAUGGUUUUCAGUGCUUUGAAUACGGGGUCUUACACAGUAGCAAUGUCUGUUGUCAUUUCCAAUUGCAAGGAGACUCAGAGCUCAGCUGGUUUUCAACUGGUCAUGCUGGUUUAAGAAAAA